This is a messenger RNA of Solenopsis invicta (red fire ant), 4770 nucleotides long. RefSeq names its product proton-associated sugar transporter A (gene lovit). The record is from RefSeq and is a predicted model, not a curated record. Bases 2382 to 4262 code for a protein of 626 amino acids. NCBI's taxonomy places the organism in Eukaryota, Metazoa, Arthropoda, Insecta, Hymenoptera, Formicidae. Gene Ontology annotation, molecular function: sucrose:proton symporter activity. The transcript has 16 exons. Gene Ontology annotation, cellular component: membrane.
ACCUUAACUUCCGGAGCAAGCCUAAGAGGCUGGUGCGAGAUAAGAUAUCGUUCGCUACCGCGAGAAGAGGGGAGCCUUUGGCUUUUCCCAAAAUGAUAAAAUCCGGGAGGACCUCUAGUGAGAGAUUUCAAGAAGUCUCAAUGGUAUUUAUCGAGAUACGUCAUGCAAAAGAUCUGUGAUGUCAAAGAUAUGUCGUAUCUCCUAUUGGAAUAUGAAGAAAUCGUCAUGCAUACGAAUAUCGAAGAUGAUUACGUGAAUGUUCGUGACCGUUUGAUAUAGAAAUCUUUAUAAAUGUAAAAUAUUGUACAAUAAACAAUUCUUGAAGAUACUAUGAGAUGUGAGAAUUUUUGUCACCAGGAAUAGAAUAUCAGGUACCUGAAAAACUUUUGUUUAGAUGAAGAAAGGCCUUGUAAGUCUGCGACAGUAAUUUAGCUUCGCGCUAAAUUUGUUUUUAAUUUUACUUGACAAAUAUGACAGACCUUUUGUAUCAACAUGAUACUGUAAUUGUAACAUGUAUCCCCGAAAUGGGAGUGUCACGUUUGAAGAACGUGACCCGCUGAUGCUCAUAAAAACGCCAGAAGCGCUAUGUUAAAAGGUCAUAAAAUGGUAGCACGUGAAAGGUACCACUCUUCCCCGUUUCUUACGUAUUAUUUGUCUGUCGCGCUUCUCUCUUGGCAAACAGAACACCUCCGCGAACGGCAUUAUCUGGCAAUCGCUGACGGCCAAUAGGGAAGUAUCCAGAGGCAGCCUACUUGUGCCUAUUCAUCAGCUACACAAUUAAUUUCAUGAUUUUCUAGGAACUUUCCACAUGAUAAGAUGGCACGAAAACAGCGAUUAGUCACUUCCCUUAAUCCGUAAGUAUAAAUAGCUGUGGACAAUUCCGCAUUCCGGCGCCAGCGAUGACAAAAUCGAUAUUGCCUUUUUAUACGAGUGAUAACGCAUCUACAUCUGAUUAAAAAGAAUUUUUGUGCAUAAACAACAGCGCAAUCAGGCCGCAAGAAGAUUUUUCGGACAGAUUUAAUCAUGAUCUUAUCCUGGAUAAAAAAUUCUCACAAUAUUUCAUAAUAUUUUUAUAUAUUUUUUUAUAGAUUUUAGGUUUUCUUCAGAAAUUAUAGAAUAUUUAAAAAAUUGUUAAAUACUUCAGAAUUUACUUGUUACGUCGGACGCUCCAAAAAGUUUCCUUUUUUGCGUCUUUUAUAUCGUACGGCCCUGUGCAAUUUUAUUAUAUGCCUAAAGACUAUGGUACAUAAAAAACUUAAACAGUGAAACUUAGGCAGUAAGCGAAUUAGCCGAUGACAGUUGAGAAUAUAAGACCAUAGAACAGGUAUUUUAUCCCGAUUAAAAAGAAUCGAUUGGCUUCGAUGUUGACAAACGUAUUAUAGUCACGUGCACGGCUUUUGAUUACGAUCACGAGAGCGAAGUCCAAAAAUAAACGACAUGUGUAUCACUUGAGAUUUGUUGCUGAUAUUGCGAUUGCUAUCAUCUGCAAUUUGCGCUGUCCACAUUUAAUCUUGCACGAGAGUCGAUAACUUUUUUAUUCAAGAGUGACCAAUUAAUCCUGUCGUUUACUAACUGUACAAGAGAUGAUGCUGAAGGGAUACGCGCUGAAGUCAUCGACCUUGAAGUAUCACGGAAACUCUUCAGAAUCGGAUAUAUAUUGAUGAAGGGCGAUGUUUUUUCAAGGAUGAGAGCGGCCUCGCCAUUCACCACUUUCGAUGGCCGCGACCCUAACUGCUUCUGGUACGACGCGAUAUUUAGACGAAUAUGGGCCAAUGGCAAAGGAAUGCGCAGGGUCGACAAUAGAGUUCUUUAGUGCCACAAUAAAUUCUUCAACAAGGAGCACAAGUUAUAUCGUUAAAUAUCAAGAUAAUGAAAAAAGUCGUUUCUCUUUUGAGGUCUUGGAUGGUCUAGUAGGCAAUAAGUAAGGACUUCUUGAAAGUAUCCGAUCUGUUCUCUCGCGCCGGCCCUGCGGAAGUGAUUGGCGCGUACCGGGACACCCGGGAUGCCUUAAUUAGAACACGUAAGGUGGACAUGUGCGCGCUCCGGUCUCGCCUCCGGACAUCUUGGAUCUUGAUCGGAUCUAACGUUCUGGAACCGUUCGACGACGUUUCUUUAUGGAAUUCUCUUGGGUGAACCUUUGUCGUCGGCCGUGACCUUGACUCUCGUCAUUUCCGGCCACGGGAUACGAAAUCCCAGUCGACACGACUUUUCCUUGAGCUGCAACCCAUCGCAACCCGAUGCGGCCUCAUCGCGGGACGAUAUCAACGUGACGCUUUAUAACAGUUGGCGAGAAAAUGAUAUGAACAAUGAUGCAUUUCGGUACACUCGAGUGCCCCACUGUUAUAUCGCUCAUCCUGUGUUGCGUGAGAUAAGGUUCGAUUAUGGUGGACAAAUUGCACGAGUAUGAGGGACUCAUGGGUAGGAUUCACGGUGUUCGUGAUACCAUCAGGGAACGAUGGAGUGUGUGGAAAGAAUGGAAAAACGGUCUGAAUUUGGAUCAAGGCCUGGACGGGCUAAAGCAACAUUUACGGGGGCCGCCCAAAUUAGAGCGCACUUUGGACGACUAUUCUCAUGUCUACAGGAAGAAGACUCGCGCCGAACUAGUGAGGGUGUCGGCGGCCGUAAUGGGGAUCGAGUUCUCAUAUGCUGCAGAAACCGCUUUCGUUUCGCCGACGCUCCUCAAGAUUGGCGUCGACCAUCAGCACAUGACGUUGGUGUGGGCGCUUAGUCCCCUUGUGGGUUUCUUCGUGACGCCCAUUCUUGGCAGCAUGAGCGACCGCUGCAGACACAAAUAUGGUAGAAGACGACCCUUCAUCCUCCUGUUGGCUCUCGGAGUUUUCAUAGGUCUCAUCCUGGUGCCAAACGGCGAGCACAUCGGCUAUGUAUUCGGCGACACACCGUUCCAAACGAAUGAAACGAUCCCACUCGGACAUCGCACAACGGCGAAAUUAGCCGAGGAGAUAACGCCCGGAUCCGUCGAAAGGGCUUCCUCGCACUCCUGGGGCAUCUUCUUCACUAUUCUCGGUACGGUGUUGCUCGACUUCGACGCCGACGCCUGCCAGAGUCCGGCGAGGGCGUAUCUCCUUGAUGUCACUGUGCCCGAGGACCAUGCCAAAGGCCUAAGUACGUUCACCAUAAUGGCAGGUUUGGGGGGCUUCAUGGGAUACGGUUUGGGCGGUAUCAAUUGGGACGCCACGUCUCUCGGUAUUAUGCUGGGCGGACACGUGCACGCGACUUUUACUCUCAUUACGAUCAUCUUCGUCAUUUGCGUCAUAUGUACCAUCACCAGCUUCAAGGAGAUCCCUCUCGAACUACUCGAGCGAGAUCAGUACCAGCAAAUGGAUCAGCCGAAGGUUCCGGAAGAAAUCCAAGGAACGGAGAACAAGCAGGAAGAACGUGAGAAGAUCAUCUCCGAUGAGUCGAAAACAUAUGGUGCACUCGAUGCCGAGUACGAAACAAAUCCCUCGAUAGCGGAAACGCAAUCCUGCGAUCAUCCCGAUGAACCACUUUCCGAAGGCAGUCAUGUUAAUUAUGGAUUCGACGAUAUCGAGAAUGAGGCAAACCACAAGGCGACCCUGAAGGAAUACCUGUUGUCCAUCGUCUACAUGCCGCACAGCCUUCGCCAGGUGUGCCUGACGAAUCUGUUCUGCUGGAUGGCGCACGUCUGCUACUCUCUGUACUUCACAGACUUCGUGGGCGAGGCAGUGUUUGGUGGGAAUCCGCGGGCACCUGCGGAUACCGAGGAGCGGGAGCUUUAUGAGGAGGGAGUGCGAUUUGGGUGCUGGGGCAUGUCCAUGUACUCGCUGUCCUGCUCGUGCUAUUCGCUGAUCAUUGAGCGGCUGAUCCAGCGCUUCCGAGCGCGUAAAGUUUACAUCUACGGGCUACUCUUCUAUAGCGUUGGCAUGCUCCUAAUGGCCUUGACGAAGCACCCGGCCGGCGUUAUCAUUUUCUCAUGGACCGCUGGCGUCAUGUACUCCACGCUGUUCACCAUGCCCUAUUUACUUGUGGCACACUAUCACGCAUCCUCGACCUUCGCCCUGACAGCUGCCGGCGACGCGGUCUCCGGUGGUUUCGUGCGCGGCUUAGGGACUGACGUCGCCAUCGUCUCCUCCAUGGUAUUCCUCGCGCAGUUCUUACUGUCCUGCUGUCUGGGUACGAUCGUCAGCUUCACCGGCACUACCGCGGCGGUGGUUUACGUCGCUAGUAUCCUGGCGAUGUGCGGCGCGGCCUCAGCCACACGGAUCAUGUACCUGGACCUAUAAAUCUCGCUCGAUAAUCCGUAAGAACUUUAAACCGUUAUAAUUAAUUAUAAUACUUCGAUAACUGUCCAUAAGUCAACUUCGCAGAAGAAGCUAGAAUAAUUAUUACAUUCGAAGAUACAAAAUGUUCCGUUAGUUACAGAUAAUGGCGAGCUAAUAUAUUAAGCAUAGAUUUAUAAAAUAAUCAUGGCCAAUCAUCAUUGUGUAUUAAUCAUCAAUAAUUGUCAAUUUUAGUGAUCGCAUCAUCCGAUCGGCUAUAGUUUCGUCCAUUUCGCGUUAAGUAUUUUGACGUUGUCGUAUAUUUUAUUAACAAAUAAUCUAUUGGUUCAUAUUAUAAACUGUUAAAUGUUUCAGAAAUUUACUGUACUCUGAUUGAAUAAUUAUCUAAAUAUUUAUUAGCUCUAAAUUGGUAUGUAUAAUAUUUUCGUCAAUAACAAUAGAGUGGACGGAUGUGUACACAAUGUGUAACGUAACAAGUAAACGAUCGAUCAAUAUACAUGUCCAAGCUAAA